This is a messenger RNA of Miscanthus lutarioriparius, 960 nucleotides long. The record is from the annotation of a GenBank genome assembly. NCBI's taxonomy places the organism in Eukaryota, Viridiplantae, Streptophyta, Magnoliopsida, Poales, Poaceae.
AUGGACGCCGCGCCGGUGCUGAAGCGGAAGGGCGAGGAGGCGCCCGAGGCGUGGCUGCUCGGCGGGGUCCCCGUCCCCGCCACCAAGAUCCGCCGACUCGACGCGGAGGUGCCGCCUGUCGGGUCCGGCGCGGGCGUGCUGCCACAGCCGCAACAUGCUUUCGGGGUGGAGGCGGCGCGGAUGAGCGGCCACGUGGGGGCGCCGGCCAUCGACGCCACGCCGUUGCUGAAGAGGAAGGGCGAGGAGGCGCCGUGGUUCGACGUCGACGGGGUCCCUGUACCCGCCACCAAAAUCCGCCGACUCGACGCCGAUGUGCCGCCUGUCGAGGCCGCGGUGGGCGUGCCGCUUGUUGAGCCGGGCGUGAGCGUGACGCCGCAGCCUUUCGUGGUGGGGGACUUGCGGAUGAGCGGUAAUGUUGAGCCGCCGGCCGCGGCGAUUGGCGUGGCUGCGCCGGCGGUGAACGAGGAGCGGGCGAUCGUGGUGUACCAGCCUGCCGAGGCCGCACGCAACCUCCUGCACGGACCGCUCCGCCCGGGGGCUUCUCUCCGCGUCAGCCCCGACUGGAUCCAUGGGCUCAAGAGCACCAUGCUGCAAGAGGCUAGCAACUACAGGGCUCUGUUCGAGGAGAUGGCCGCCGGGGACGAUAACCUCAGUCUGGCCAUGGUCCCGUGGGCGCCCGCAAAGGCUCAUGCCCAAGCCGCCUCCAGCUCUACAUCGGCAGCGGAUGAAAUGAUGGACGCUGAUCAGGACGGCGACGGCGCAUCCAUGGAGGUCGAGCACGGCGUGGAGGGCCAGACCGCGCCCCCAGCUGGCGGUGCGCUGCAGGGGGAGGCGUUCCACCACAAUUACCACCAGCAGCAGCAGCAGCACCAGUGGCCGGCGCAGCACUGCGUUGCGUCGCCGCAGCUGCAGCUCCCGGCCUCGAGCUACCAGCCAAGCCCUGUCACGUGGUCGUGGUGA